UCCGCCCGGGCCGCGCCGCGGGAGCCUCGGUGUGUGGCGGGACUGUUGGGCAUAAUCCAGGCAAGAAAGCAGCCUGGGCUGUGAGGGAUCUGUCUACAAAGGUUUGAAACCGUGCUUGCACAAAGCAUAAUUUAGUCUAAAAAAAAAACAACACCAAAACUUAGCAACUGUUACAGUUUUUAUGACUGAAGCAGGAAAAAAGUUAGUGUUAAUGUAUUGAGGUGCAUCCUGCCAUUGUGGCUGAUGGGGAGAAUCAUAGAAUACCAGGUUGGAAAGGACUCGAGGAUUGUCUGGUCCAUCCCUUCUUGGUCAAAGCACAGUCUAUACAAUAUGGCCCAGGACUCUGUCCAGCUGAAUCUUAAAAGUGUGUGGUCUCGGGGAGGUGUAGUGCAGCAAUUCCUGCGGUUCCCCCAUGGACUGCCAGCUGCCCACCUGUCCAGGUGGAGUGUUCCACAUCCCGUGUGCUUGGCAAGCACCAUUUGAUCACAUAAAAAAAGAGAGAGGACUGGUUUUCAGCAUGGUCUGUCCUUCACCACACUGGUGUGGACAUAAACUGAGGGUGGAAUUUUCUCCUUGCAGUGUUGCUAAUCUUAAAGGAUCUGUUAGGCAGCCCGAAUGAGAGCGCUCAGUCUCCAACGUGAGCGGGAGGAACUUGGGAAGUUCUUGGCUCAGCUUCACGUGUGGAUCAAGCAAUAGUCUUCACACAAUCAUCCCCUUCGAAGUGCCAUCCUCCUACUGUAACCAGCCUGGCCUUUUCAAUUAGAUCUAGACUACCAGAUCUGCCAAUGGGUCAUUAACUCCGAAGAGGUCAUUUGGGUUUAGUAUAACCAUUUUCUGGUUUUUAGCUCUAUUAUCAAGGAGGUUUUCUCCCAGAAUUGGUUUUCAUCCAAGCUCUUGGCUUUUUAGCAUGUUUUUCUUAAAUAAUUUUGUCAAACAAAUCACCACCUCCAGUCUUCAGCAGAAUGUAAGAAUACCACCACUUAUUACACUAGGAAACACAAAUUAUUGUAUACUUACAUGCAUCAUUGUUUUUAUUAAGCACUCAGUAUGUGUUCAGUGCAAUAUAAACAUUAAACAAGAUUAUUCUUCCCGUGGUGAAUUUAGAGUCUGAAAGAGCUUCACAGGAAGGAGUAGUAAUAACAUAUCAUUAAAACGCCACCUUUAAUUUAAUCCCUUUUUGUUUCCCUGUGGUUAAUACUCAUUUGCAGUUGAUCAUGACUGGUGUAUCCUGAGAUGUCACGCAGUGCUGGUUGAUGAUAUUACAGCCCCCAGUUGUCCACUCCACCCCUCCACAGGAGGGUCUUGUUCGACGGGAGAGGAAGCAGAGCCCAUGUGUUCGUGUUUCAGCAGCUGCAGUACAAAGCCCCGCGUAGCUGAAACCCACCACCGAUGGGGCUCUGCGCUAAGACCAUGGUGGUUGUAUCCAAGCACAGGUUCCUUCUGCCACCUCGGCUUCCUGUAAAGACAGCUGGGAACACCAGUGUCUUCAACAGCUGCAGCAAGAUUCUCUGAAGUUCAUCUGUGAAAGCCCUGAGGGAAGAGACAUUGCAAGAUGCUAAUGGAACAAUUGCAAAUGUGCAUCCAAUUGUCACUGUCUGUUGGAUUUCGGUGCCUAAUUCACUUCCAUAUCUUUAUAGGAGCAUAAUUUUAGGUUUGAAUUCUGUAAUCAAUGUUGGUGUGGGGUUUUUAAUGUAUUUGCUUGUUUUUUUAAGAGACUGAAUCUUUCCUGGGCAAAGCACAUCAUAUGGCUUGGGCCAUAAAAGGAACUGAUGCUCCCCAAGGGAAGCAGGACUCUUGAACUGAAGGAGUUGGCAGGUUAGGAUUUGGCUAUGGCAGUGCAGUUCCUGUGGAAGGCAUCUGUGUGGUUAAAGAAGCACAAGAUCCCUCUGUUGGCCGUUUCUUGCGUGGGACUGUUUGGCGCGAACCUUUCCUACCAUGUGUUCCCUGAGCAGACGUUCAAGCUGCUGCAUGAGUGUUGGUCAGAGGGGCAGCCAGCUGACCUGUCACAGAGGCUCUGUGGUGUCUUUCAGGAUGUCCUUCAAGAUACUGGUGUCAAGUCUACUGACUCCUUUCGAGCCUUUGCAGCUUCUGGCUUCCACCCCGUGAGCGCUGGAAUGCCCUGGCUGCCCGCAGGCUCUUGGGUGGGCAUCCCACUGAACUUCGAGAGCACAGCUGAGGAUAAGAAAGGAAUAGUCAACCACGUUGUUGUGAUCAAUGGCAAGGAAGUGGACUGGAAGAGCAAUGAAGGGAUUGCUUUAACAGAAGCUCUGACAUUUUCACUUGAAGCUCAGAAGUUUGCAAUUGCCAGAGAGGUUGUGUAUUUGCAGAACAGCAGCCCUGUAGCAAGUGCAAUUGUGGCUCCAGCUUGUUUAGCUGGUACGUUUCUUUGUGGGAAAGGUUUAAAGCUAUUUCUGGGUUUAUCUCCUGGCCCCAUGAUACUUCGCAGCAUCUGUAACCUCACAGCUGCUGCUGCUGGAUUAAUGUACUAUUACGUUUCUUAUGACGCUAUGAUCUAUCACCUGGACUGCAAGGCUGACAGAAAGGCAGCUACUGUUUCCAAAAGCUAUGCCAGAGGUGGGGUUGAAUUUUAUGAUAAAAUCUUGUCCCGCAACAGGAUACUUCGUGGUCUGAUGGGCAAACAAGGGAUGAAAAUGUAUGCCCCAAGUGGUAACCUUUUCCCUAGGCACUGGUUCAGAAUAAAGUAUACCCCAUACACUUACCGAAGAGAUUUGUUAGUUAAUAUUUUAAGAGAGCUCCAGGCACAGGAAGGGAGUGCUUGAAUUUUAAACUUGUGAAUUAUGUAUUCUCUUGAAACACUGCUGUGCUGCUUUUUUUUUUUUUUUCCUCUGUAUCUUCUUCAGAAUUUUGGGGUUUAUUUUUGCAUAUAGUUUGGAAAGAGUUAUUGCAUUUUCUGUGAAUAGAGAAUUCUCUCUUAAAAUAUUAAAGACUCACUUCAAAA
Molecule: messenger RNA, 2959 nt
Organism: Columba livia (rock pigeon)
Lineage: Eukaryota; Metazoa; Chordata; Aves; Columbiformes; Columbidae
Gene: TMEM177
Product: transmembrane protein 177
Exons: 3
Coding region: 1830-2780 (316 amino acids)
Cellular component (GO): membrane
Source: RefSeq, a predicted model, not a curated record